AUGUACAGAGACCUGUUCGUACAUGGCAAGUUUUCCGUGCGGCGAGCAGUGCAGCAUGCCUGCGUCCUGGCCGUGAGCGUCGGCGGCCUCGUGGCUGCCGGACCCUGUGAUAUAUACGGAUCCCACGGCACGCCCUGCAUCGCCGCCCACAGCACCACUCGGGCAUUGUACGCCAAGUAUUCCGAGAGGCUCUAUCAGGUGCGGCGCGGCUCAGACCAGGCGACGACGGACAUCCUGCCCAUCUCCGCCGGCGGCGUGGCCGAUUCCGCGCACCAAGACUCCUUCUGCGCCCUCACGACUUGCCUCAUCACCGUCAUCUACGAUCAGUCGGGCCGCGGCAACCAUCUCACCCAGGCUCCGGCCGGCGGCGCGGCGCGCGGCCCGGAGCCCGGAGGCUUCGACUCCCUAUCCAGCGCCGUCGGCGCCCCGGUCAAGCUGGGCGGCAAAAAGGCGUACGGCGUCUUCAUCUCGCCCAGCGACGGCUACCGCAACAACGCGGCCGUGGGCACGGCCUCCGGGGACGAGCCGCAGGGCAUAUACGCCGUCCUCGACGGCACGCACUACAACGCGGGCUGCUGCUUCGACUACGGCAACGCCGAGAGGGACAACAACGACUCGGGCGACGGCAAGAUGGAGACGAUAUACUUUGGCGACGGCGGCUACAAAGGCUCCGGCAGCGGCCCCUGGAUCCAGGCCGACCUCGAGAACGGCCUCAUCCCCGGCCCGGCCGAGGCCCGCAACGACGGCAACCCGACGAUAUCGGCGCGCUUCGUCACGGCCAUGGUCAAAGGCAAGCCCAAGUACUUUGCCAUCCGCGGCGGCGACGCCUCCUCGGGCGCGCUGUCGACCAUCUACAGCGGCGCGCGGCCCAAAAAGUACGAAACCAUGUACAAGCAGGGCGCCAUCCUCCUCGGCAUCGGCGGCGACAACAGCAACAGCGGCCAGGGCACCUUCUACGAGGGCGCCAUGACCUCGGGCUACCCGUCCGACGAGGCCGAGGCCGAGGUCCAGGCCGACAUUGUCGACAAGGCCAAGUACGCCGUCGCGCCGCUGGCCGGCGGCCCUCUCCUCCGCGCCGGCUCCCGCGUCUCCCUGCGCGCCACGACGCCGUGCUGCACGACGCGCUACGUCGCCCACAGCGGCGCCGCCGUCAGGACCGAGGUCGUCUCGUCCUCCAGCAGCGGCCAGCUCAAGAGGGAGGCCAGCUGGGUCGUGCGCGACGGCCUCGGCUUCAGCGGCUGCGUCUCCUUCGAGUCCGUCGACGCGCCCGGCAGCUUCGUGCGCCUCUCCCCCGAGCGCCGCCUCGCCGUGCACCCGGACGACGGCAGCAAGGGCUUCCGCGAGGAGGCGACCUUUUGCCCCGAGGCCGGCCUCGCAGGCAGGGGCAGCUCACUGCGGUCGUGGAAAUACCCUACCCGCUACUGGCGCCACUUCAACAACGACAUGUACGGCGCCGGCAAUGGCAGCCCUGCGUAUUUCGAUGCCCAUCGGGUUUUUAACGAGGAUGUGACGUGGGAGGUCGGCCCUGGCUUCGCUUGA
This is a messenger RNA of Metarhizium album ARSEF 1941, 1539 nucleotides long. RefSeq names its product Alpha-N-arabinofuranosidase Precursor. The transcript has a single exon. Gene Ontology annotation, biological process: pectin catabolic process; arabinan metabolic process; L-arabinose metabolic process. The record is from RefSeq and is a predicted model, not a curated record. Lineage: Eukaryota; Fungi; Ascomycota; Sordariomycetes; Hypocreales; Clavicipitaceae. Bases 1 to 1539 code for a protein of 512 amino acids. Gene Ontology annotation, molecular function: alpha-L-arabinofuranosidase activity.